CAACCUCUCGUUGUGAAGAUAUACUGCCAUUUCUGAGAAACUGAAACGCUUUGGUCCCUUCAACUUAGAGCGCAGGUGAAACCGAACCCAGUAGGCCAGUACCCAUGAAGGCAGUACAACCAACCAUGUCAAUAGGAGCAGCCACCGUUCACAACCACCACCGUCAUCUUUGCAUUCCCCACCGUUGGUACCCCUCCCUCCACCCACCGUCAUCCCCUCUGCCGCCACCUCGUCCCCUGCAUCUCACACGUUCAAAUCCCAAGUCCCAUUCCCUCAAACUCACCUUCGUCACCAGAGCUGCUGAUUCCACUACCCAGCCCUCUGCUGCCAAAACCCUUGUCCCUGACGAUGAAUUCUCACUUGCUAAGGUGUCAUUUGGUGUUGUUGGACUGGGAGUUGGGGUUUCACUUCUCUCGUAUGGUUUUGGGGCAUAUUUUAAUGUUUUUCCUGGAUCUGAAUGGUCGGCAUUGAUGCUUACAUAUGGCUUCCCACUUGCAAUAAUUGGAAUGGCUCUUAAGUAUGCAGAACUCAAACCAGUGCCAUGCUUGACAUAUUCAGAUGCUCAAAUGUUGAGGGAAACAUGUGCCACUCCAAUCCUUAAGCAGGUAAGGGAUGACGUCACAAGAUUUCGCUAUGGGGAUGAACAACAUUUGGACGAAGCAUUGAAAAGAAUAUUCCAGUAUGGUCUGGGUGGAGGGAUUCCAAGGAGAAGUGCACCUACCCUACAAAUGAUCCGUGAAGAAGUCACGGAAGAUGGUAAAUACUGUUUGGUCCUUAUGUUUGAGGCUAAAGCAUUGGAAUUGUCAGAUUUCGAAAAGAGACAGGCAAAAUUUGCUUCAUUCUUUGGACCAGGGAUCAUAGCUGAAGUUGGGAAGGGAGAGAAUGAUCUAUAUGAAGUCCGACUGAUUUCCAACACAACCUCCACUUCAUCAACCAUAUGAUGAUUUCAUCCGAUCCUGCUCUCUGGUUCGGUUUUCAUGCAUCACUUGAUAUGUAGUAGUCCUUGUGAAAUUUUGUAGCAUGUACAGAUUCGUUGUGGAAAAUAUUUUGAUAUUAAUAUAGAAAGGAGAUGAUAGGAAUGCAUAACUAGUUGGAAAAAGUAAAUGAGAACAAGGGUAAUAUCAACAACUGAUGUUGUUUAAUUUGAUAUAUUAUAAGGCUAAUGAGUAAUUAUC
Rubroshorea leprosula is the source of this 1175-nucleotide messenger RNA. Lineage: Eukaryota; Viridiplantae; Streptophyta; Magnoliopsida; Malvales; Dipterocarpaceae. The record is from the annotation of a GenBank genome assembly.